Perca fluviatilis (European perch) is the source of this 4229-nucleotide messenger RNA. It is a transcript of the gene ankrd40, whose product is annotated as ankyrin repeat domain 40. The transcript has 5 exons. Bases 441 to 1694 code for a protein of 417 amino acids. The record is from RefSeq and is a predicted model, not a curated record. Lineage: Eukaryota; Metazoa; Chordata; Actinopteri; Perciformes; Percidae. Gene Ontology annotation, molecular function: protein binding.
ACUGUUGUUACAUCUAAAGAUGCCCCCCGAUGAGGCGGUGAUGUUUUUGGCAGCCCACUGACGGAACUCCGACACCACUGACUGAUUGAAUGAGUGCACUAGUAUGUCGGUAGUGGUACUAUAACGUGAACAAACAACUGAGAUAAAUGGCGAGGACGGGACCUACUGUCUAUGAUUGUGAACGCCAAAGACUCAACACGAAGUUGCAUUAGCCGAAGCGAUCUGCUGCCACAAGCUAGCACCAAAGACUACUAGCUAGCAUCUCGUUGAGCUAGCCAGUAGGUAAGAUUAGCCGGGUAGCUAAUGUUAGCUGAAAAGUCUAUUUUUAGUGGACCUUUGUGCCGUCGGUAGGAACGUCGUUAGGCAAUUAGUUUUGACAACUUAAUCCGAGAGGAUUGUGUGUAUCCUAUGAUCUCGCAGCGCUAGUUGUCUGUACCAAAAUGUCCACCACUUCGUUGGAUAAAGAAUUACAGGAGCGACUGAGAGAGGCGUCUGCCAUCGGGGAUAUCGACGAAGUGCGGACAUUGGUGGAGAGUGGAGUAAACGUGAAUUCACAGAAUGAAAUAAAUGGCUGGACGUGCCUGCACUGGGCAUGUAAGAGGAACCAUAAGCACAUAGUGUCCUACUUACUCAGUUAUGGAGCAGAUAAAGAAAUCCUCACGGCUAAGGAUGAGUUGGCCUCACAACUUACAUCCAAACCAGAGAUCAAACGGCUUUUAGGAGUUGAAGUGGAGGAAGUGCCUGAAGUCAAGGAGCCUGAGUUACCAAUCAUCCCAAACUACCUGUCUAACCCGGCCUUCAUGUAUUCCAAGAUGGAUAACCGGUCAGAGAUCAUCCUGGCACAGCACCUUACACAGAAUGGUUCUGGAGAACACGCUGAGGAUACGCACAGCGAUUCACCCUCCCUUUCACCGACUCAUGAGCCUCAGAAGUCACAGAGCCUGCUCUCUGACGUUCCCUCUCCUCCCCCAAACCCUACCACUGACAGCCAAGCCCAGGCUGGGGAAUUCAUUCCUGUGACUGAGCAAAAUGGUGUGUCACCCAGCCCGGCCUCAUCCCACAAUCACGGCGUUGUUAACUGCACAGUGCCCAUGGACCUGUCAGUUGAGCCGCACCUUGUCAACCAUGCCGACUACCCGCAUGCGGUGGCGCAUAAUGGCACCGUAUGCUCGCCUCCGUUGGCCUCACAUAGCCCCAGCUUGGCCAGCAGCAGUGGGAGCCAGGUCCAGGCCCCGGUGGCCGGCGCUAACCCAACUAUGAGCAGGCAGCAGUCUAUCCCACAGCAGCUGAGCUACGGCCAGGCUGGUGGGCCCAUGCCAGCCUUCCAGCCUUUCUUCUUCACCAGCACCUUCCCUGUCAACGUGCAAGAGUUGGUGCUGAAGGUGCGUAUCCAGAACCCCAACGCUCGGGAGAACGACUUCAUUGAAGUGGAGCUGGACCGCCAGGAGCUUACCUAUCGUUCCCUUCUGAGGGUCUGUUGCCGCGAGUUGGAUAUCAGCACUGAGCACGUGGAGAAGAUCCGCAAGCUGCCGAACACCAUGUUGAGAAAGGACAAGGACGUUGCUCGGCUGCAGGACUUUCAGGAGCUUGAGGUUGUGUUGGAGAAAGCAGAGGGCUUGUCCCUGUUCUCUGGGACUGGGGGCCUAACAGACAGACCCUGCUACAACAUGAAGGCGUCCCGCCUCACCUACUAGAGCUACCGCGGAGCCUGAGGUCUCCCCGCUUAUGAUGGGCUUCUGUAGCUACCCUCAAGCCACCAUAACUAGUUGCCCGCCCAGGUUCCCGAUUACAGCUUUGUCCGGCUUUGGUGUUUCGCCAAUUUCCUAACUGGGAUUUGUUUUUUUCAAGUUCUGUAGCUCUUGUCCUCCUCCUGUCCUGCUCUGGCCCUCCUGCCGCUUUAGUGUACCCAACCAGUUGUAAGCAAUUACUGAUGCAUGAUGUCCUCGAUUAUGUGCGAAAGUAUUUGGGCCUCUUUCUCCUCUCUUUAUCUCUUUCUCUCCUCCCACUCCUGCACUUUGUGCCAAGGCUCCAGUGGGACAAAAGAGGGAGACAUUGGCUUGUCUUCCAUACGGACUGGACUUAAUGGGAUCCUGUAAUAGCCUUAUUUGGACACAUCCCUAUCCUGGCUGUGGACUAUGGUCACAGAGGAAAAGACUUGGUCUGAUAAGACAAAGAGCAGAGGAGCAAAAGGAAGGAUUUACAUAACUCUUACCGAUAAGUUCAUCAUCAGUCCGCAGAAUAAGUUGGACCUGCACACAGCAACUUGAAUUUCUAGGAAAUUGACCUGUAGAGUGCUAUCAGAUGUUCUAGCUGGCGUACACACUUUCAUACAUGCUGUAGGCAUAAACCUUAGUGUCUUUCCUGCAGAGGGCAUCCAUUACUGUCCUAAUUCUUAAGGUGGCAGUAAUCUUACACCAGGUGAGACAAAAGCAUCUUUGGACUAAUAGUGCUUCUAUUUGCUGACUACACAUACAGUAUGCUUUAAUCUAUAUCCACACAAGGAUGGACUGGUUUCCUUUCAUAUUUAAAUCAUUCAGUCAUACACUGUGGAAAAAGAAAUCAUUAGUUCUAUUUGAAUUGUUCUCUUUUCAUGUCGGACAUAAAAAGUAGAGAUAAAUGUGCAGCAACUCAUUUUUAUUUUCUACAGCGCAUUAGCACUUCUGCUUUGCAGGGCAAACUGUUAGGUUCAGUCAGCAUAACACUAAAACUGUCAACUGUGAAGUAUUUAUUUUAAAUGUUUUGGGUUGUAUUGAUUCUUACUAAUGAAGCGAGAUCAUGCGCUUAAGAGUAGCGAGACUUGAGUCCCUGCCAAGGUUGUGUAUAUGGCUGCCCACUUGAUUUAUACUUUCAUUUCAGUUGCUGUCCUUCUGUUUUAACUGUGAUCAGAAUCCAAACCAAAAACUAAUCUAGCCAGCAAAGAUACUAACUGCAGAACAAACUAUCACUGCUUCAGGAAAGAAUGCAGCUUUUGUUGACGUGAAGAAAAAAAGAAAUGGGAUACGGCAAAGGACAUGAUGAUCUCGGGUUGUAUGAUUGAGUGCGUCCUUGUUCCUCCAGCACUAAUCAGAAUUCUCAUUGCUGACACAGUUAUCUUUGUCACCCUGUGUCCUCUCAGUUCUAUAUGGUCAAUCUAUAUGGUGACUAGGUUUCUUUUAAAAUAUAAAUGUAUGGCUUCAGUUUGGUUGUUAAAGCCAGUCUAGUGCUAAUUUUACAUUUGUAAUUAAAGAAAAUGUUGACGUUAACGGUUUGUAUUCCGUCGCUCAGAGACUGUCCGACUCAAACGGAGACUGCCAAGACGACUACACUUAAAACAUUCUUAUACUGUACAUUAAGAAUUUAACAGGUCAAGAGGCACAGCCACGUUGUGUCGGACGGUAACAUUUUAUGCUGCUUUCACCAACACUUUAUGUUCCUUUAAUUCUCGAUGCUGAAGCUCAUUUAUUUGAAGCAGUGCAGUAGGCGGCCACUACACUUGUCCUACAAUCAAAAGGUUUCUUACCCAGUGGUAACUGUUUACUGUUGAAAUGUAUACCUAAAGCUCUUACUGUAUUUGUAUGUUUUAUGAUAUAUUUUUUAUUAAUUUGUAUAAUUUUUUUAACCAGUUAGGCCUGUUGUGUUUGUGUCAAAAAAAAAAGAAAAAGAGUCUUCUAUUGUGCAAGAAAGAGUUUAACAAUGGGAUGUAAAAGUGCUGCGAUGCUGUUGUUGAGGCCAAGUGCAAUGUGGGAGGAAAAGAUUGUUGUGAGAAGAAAGGACUACCAAGAGUGCUUAUUUUCUGUUUCCUACUAUGUUAAAUGCUUGAUUAAGUAAAGUUGUGCCACAUGUUUAAGGCAGGAGCUUGGUUGAGAAAGUGGGACAAUGUAUGGACAAACCCCUCCACCGCGCCGUUUGGUGCUCUGGGAGAGUGACCGCAGCAUGUUUGAAAUGGGUUUUUAUAGGAUCUUCUUUGAUUCUGUGGAAAGGAGACCACUAACAUUCUAUUUGUUGGGGUUGCUUAUUGUUCUAGACAAAGCAGAAUACAGUUUGACUUAACCUAUGCAUUCAGAGUCUGAUAUUUUUAUAUCCAGUACGUCCUGUGUACUUGUAGAACUGAUCUUAGGCACUGUUAAGCAGUUGCGUUCUUUUGUUCUGGAGACCUGUAUCUGUUCUUUGAUAAAAGCAUGGUGAAUUACUUCCCUCUUCUUCUCUCAAAUUGACCUUGUGUCUACUAAAAGCAUAGUGUGUCCACCUGA